UCGUCGCUCCUUCGCAUCCAUCUGCAGUCUCCCCAGACGCAGCCCGCAGCCCAUGCGUCCGCUUCGGCUCUCCUCCUCCGACUCUGACUCCCCGCCGCAUAGUCCCACCCCCGCCCGGUCUCUGUUUGUGAGGGCGGGGCGUCUGGGCUAUCUUGGCCCCUCCCUCUGGCAGCCACGCUCCCGCUCUCCUUCGCCAGUCCUGCAUUCGCCCAUACCAAACCGACGGCUCUUCGUCCCCGAGUCCGAUCUCGAGUCUGACGGCCCAGCAGAUCUUGAAGCGGACUUGGCUGUCUCGCCUCAGCGCGACCCCAGUCCCAUCUUGUCGCCCAGUCGAAUAGCCAAGUCCAUGGUGGUCGUAUCGGACUCAGAAGACGAAUACCAACCACCACCGCCGCCGCCGCCACUAGCCGCCCCAGCCCAGACAGGAAAUCAGUCAACCGUCAUCGAUUUGGGUCUCUCUGAAGAUGACAACUCGGACUUUGAGGGCAAUAUCCAGAUCGUCAUUCCGCUCAAGCGAAGCCCAUGGAAACGCAAACGUUCUACCGGACUCUCGGCUGAGACGGGCGGCCCAAUGCCGCCUCCGCCACAGAGCCCGGAGAUCCAGUCCCUGUCUGAUUCGCAUGAUAGCGGCCCCAAACAACUGUCGCCAAGCUCCCCACCCUGCAACCUUCAUCCGCCCAUCCGAUCGCCGGCAGCUCCCCCCGGAUCGGCCAAGCGGCACAAGCGCUAUGUGGUCACGUCGGACUCUGAAUCCCGGUCCGACAGCGGCCCCCAGAUUCCCAGCAGAUCCUCGCGCACACGGCCCAAACCAUCGAGCACCAACAGCGCAAAAAGUCAGAUGAUACUCAGCCCUCGUCGCUUGCGGCAUCAGGAUCUGUCAGACGAUGGAAUCGACAGCGGAGCCAACUCCUCCAACGAGCAGCCGCCGGGCUCGCAGUCCCCGCAGUCGUCGCCGAGACAGACACGCUACUUUACACGUUCGCAUCAGGUUGAUCCUAGCGGGCAGCAAGGCGACAGUGCCGUUGUAGAUCUGGAUGCCGAUGGCGAUGCCGAAGACGAUAGCGAAGACGAGCCAAUGGCUGACGCUCGUAAAGGCAGCCGACGUCGCCGCAAAGUCCGGAACCACGAUGGCAGUUCGGAUGAUGACGAGCCUGUCAUUGACUUUGCCCGACCAAUCGUCGACUCUGACAGCGACCCCGACUCAAACUACGGGAAGUACUACUGCACUCUGUGCGAAGAGCUCCUUCCUGCCGACAGCUUCAGCGCCCAGCAGCUGGCACUGGCUAUAGGCAGAGAUCCGGACGCAUACUGCCUGAAGCAUCACAUGUCCAAGACCCCGGUCCAGUAUCGUCAGAAGCCUCACCAAUCGUUCCUGGACUACAUCGACUCGAUACAGAUACCCUCGCGUGCAAGCAUCUCCACAGCAGUGUCUGAGGAGCACGGCCGCUCCCAGACGGUGGACCUAGACGAUGCCUACAACGUCGACGACGAGCUUGGGGAUCAGAGCUCCGAUUCCGAGGUCCUUGAGGACCUCUCGUCGAUCAUGCAUUUUGGGAAAUAUCCCAACUGCACCUACGGGUGGGUCUAUGAACACGACCGGCCGUACUGUGAGUGGGUGCUGAAGAUCGCCUCGCCGCAGUGUCCUUACACUCGGGCCUUCCAGAAGUGGUAUCGGAGCAUGGAAGCCGAGUCGGCGUUUGUGGUGUCGGACUGACCAGCAGAGUCGGCCGCUUGACUGUAUGGGCUUCCAUAGCUACACUUUAUUCAGAAAAAAACGGGACAAUAUAGCCGUUUCCAUGAACAUGUAGUAUGUGCUGUGC
Molecule: messenger RNA, 1820 nt
Organism: Polychytrium aggregatum
Lineage: Eukaryota; Fungi; Chytridiomycota; Chytridiomycetes; Polychytriales
Exons: 2
Coding region: 53-1714 (553 amino acids)
Source: RefSeq, a predicted model, not a curated record